CACUCGUAUGCCCAUCUUCCUCCUCAUCACAAGGGAUCAGAAACAUUCAAUGUUCAAACUUUGAGAGAGAGAGAGAGAGAGAGAGAGAGAAGAGAAACAAAAACUAUAAAAUAAUACAGAUUUCUUUUAGCUUUUUAACCCAGAAACCCAACAAGAAACAGUGCCUAAAACCCUGAGACAACAUAGAUUGUAUUUGUGUGGUUGUGGUUGAAGGAAAAGAAAUCAAAGACCAAUCUGCUAUCCUAUAUAUAUUUCUCAAUUUUAAAAUCCAAAUAUUUUUAGCAUUAGAACUUUCUUGUUUUGGUUUUUGCUCCAGCUUCAAAUUCUCUCUCCUCGCUUUCUCUCUCUAGCCUGAGGGAGACCCCGGAACUAAAACCCUGGUGCUGGUGUUUCUGCUCCAUCUGGGUCUCCAAUGGCGAGUCGGGUCCUCUCAGAAUGCGGACUAAAACCUCUCCCCAAAGUUUGGCGCGGACCCGGAACCGCAAUUUGCUGUAGCCACCGGUCAAAAGUUCGAAUUUUUCGGUCCAACCAGAGCUCGACGGAUCUGAGAUUGGAUUCCACCAAAAUCCCAGUUGGGCCGUUCAGAGAGAGAAGAUGGGGACUAAACGUGAGCGCUCCGUUGAGAGUUGCUUCAUUUGAAGAGGAGGAGGAGAGGGUUAACGGCGUUAAUGGUGGCGGAGAUGGAGAAGAGGAGGUGGGAUUUGAUCCGGGUGCGCCGCCGCCGUUUAAAUUGGCUGACGUUAAAGCUGCCAUUCCGAAGCAUUGUUGGGUUAAGGACCCCUGGAGGUCAAUGAGCUAUGUGGUGAGGGAUGUGGCGGUGGUUUUUGGGUUAGCUGCGGCCGCGGUUUAUGUAAACAAGUGGUUUGUUUGGCCUCUGUAUUGGGCUGCUCAGGGGACAAUGUUUUGGGCUCUAUUUGUCCUCGGCCAUGAUUGUGGCCAUGGAAGCUUUUCGAAUAAUCCGAAGCUAAACAGUGUGGUGGGGCAUCUCUUGCAUUCAUCAAUUCUUGUACCCUAUCAUGGAUGGAGAAUUAGCCAUAGGACUCAUCAUCAGAACCAUGGCCAUGUUGAGAAUGACGAGUCGUGGCACCCAUUGUCUGAGAAAAUCUACAAGAACUUGGAUAACAUGACACGAAUUUUGCGCUUCACCAUGCCUUUUCCCAUGCUUGCAUACCCUUUCUACCUCUGGAAUAGAAGUCCAGGAAAGACUGGUUCCCACUUUCACCCGGACAGCGAUCUGUUUGUCAAGAAAGAGAGGAAAGAUGUGAUCACUUCCAGUGUAUGUUGGACAGCAAUGGCCGCGCUACUUGUGGGUUUGUCCUUUGUAAUGGGUCCUGUUCAAGUUCUUAAGCUCUACGGCAUUCCCUAUUGGGUUUUUGUCAUGUGGCUGGAUUUGGUAACGUACUUGCAUCACCAUGGUCAUGAAGACAAACUACCCUGGUAUCGAGGAAAGGAAUGGAGUUAUCUGAGAGGAGGGCUUACGACACUGGAUCGUGACUAUGGAUUGAUCAAUAACAUCCACCAUGACAUUGGAACCCAUGUGGUUCAUCAUCUUUUUCCUCAGAUCCCCCACUACCAUUUAGUUGAAGCAACCGAGGCAGCAAAGCCAGUAUUCGGGAAAUACUACAGAGAACCAAAGAAAGCAGGACCUCUACCAUUUCACUUGCUUGGAAGUUUUAUAAGAAGCUUGAAAAAAGACCACUACGUGAGUGACACUGGCGAUGUUGUGUACUACCAAACCGACCCUAACUUUGGUGGCAGGAAUCCUGCAUCGAAUUAAAGCUUCGCUUCUUAGUUUCUUGGACCACAAGAAAACUUUUCAAUCUCUCUGCAUCGGCGUCUGCGUUUUCAACUGGUUCUUGAAUCUUGACACAACAACAAAAAAUGUAUUUUAUUCUUUAUGGCGAGAGAAAAGAGCUCUCUUCCUGCAAAUUGUGAGAAAAUAAAAGGAAAUUAUGACCACUUUAUUUAUGAUUAUCAAAUUGAAUAAAUCAAACGGUAUAAUGAAUAAGAUUAAACA
Malus domestica (apple) is the source of this 2017-nucleotide messenger RNA. RefSeq names its product omega-3 fatty acid desaturase, chloroplastic-like. The record is from RefSeq and is a predicted model, not a curated record. Gene Ontology annotation, molecular function: oxidoreductase activity, acting on paired donors, with oxidation of a pair of donors resulting in the reduction of molecular oxygen to two molecules of water. NCBI's taxonomy places the organism in Eukaryota, Viridiplantae, Streptophyta, Magnoliopsida, Rosales, Rosaceae. Gene Ontology annotation, biological process: lipid metabolic process.